This is a messenger RNA of Aphidius gifuensis, 2033 nucleotides long. RefSeq names its product receptor-type guanylate cyclase daf-11. The record is from RefSeq and is a predicted model, not a curated record. Gene Ontology annotation, molecular function: guanylate cyclase activity; peptide receptor activity. Gene Ontology annotation, biological process: receptor guanylyl cyclase signaling pathway; cGMP biosynthetic process; intracellular signal transduction. The coding region runs from base 83 to 2014 and encodes 643 amino acids. The transcript has 13 exons. Lineage: Eukaryota; Metazoa; Arthropoda; Insecta; Hymenoptera; Braconidae.
UUUUAAAUAUAUUUAUUGAAUUUGAUUGAAGAUAUAAUUAAUAUAAAGUGCAACAAGUUUUAUUGAUAAAGAAAAUUAAAUAAUGUCUCGUCAAAAUGGAUCAGUUAUUGCUGAAUCAAGUUCAGUACGUAGUUUAUCAUCAGAUGAUGUAUCAACAACAAAAUCAAUUAAAAAAAAAUCAUGUUGGACAAGAGCAACAGAUCCAACUCACCGACGUGGUAGAAGAAUUCAAUUAAUGCAAAUGCUUAUACUGCCAUUUAUACCAAUUCUUGCAUUAAUUGUACAAACAGCAAAUACACUACAUGAUAUACUUAUUUAUCGUCAAGAAGUAUCUGAUAUCGAAACACAAGUAACAAUUGCAACUGAUCUUGGUAAAGUUGUAACACGUUUACAACUUGAACGUUCUGAAGUUGCAUUUUUUAUUUAUACAAAUGGUAGUAGAUUGAGAUUUAAUUUAACUCAAAGAUAUGUUACUACUGAUGAGACACUUAAAAAUAUGACAACAUGGCCACUUGUAUCAAUACCAAGAGAUGAAACUAAAACUGAAAUUUAUGAUGUUGUUAAUAGAGAAGCAUUUCAAGCACGUCUUGAUGAAUUCAGACAAAGAAUAAGUCCGGAGGAGAGUAAAAUAUCAGAAGUUAUGUCAUGGUACACAAGUGUAAAUGGUGCAAUGCUUGACAUACUGACCAAUCAGAUUAAAGAGACGGACAAUAGUGGUGUAUGGAGAUAUUUAAUUGCAUUUAAAAAUUUAUUGAGAAGCAUUGAAAGUAUGGGAAUAUCAUCAGUUUAUGGAAUUAAUUAUUUUGGAAGAGGUAUGCUUGUUGGUGAUAGUUAUGUUAAUUAUGUUAGACAUGAAGCACUUGGACGUGAUCUUUUAAAUGCAUCAUUAACAUAUGUACCAAGUCUUAAAAUACUUUAUGAUGAUUUAACUAAAACAAUGCCUGAAUAUGGACAUAUUAAAGCAAGGAGAGAUGAAAUUUUACGUAAUAUCAAUAGAAAACCAAGUAUUGAAGAUGCAAUUGCUUAUUUUGAUUCAAUGUCAAUGUAUGUUGGUGAAUUACGAAAAUUACAAAGAGAAUUACGACACAUGAUUAGAAAUUAUGUUAAUAGUAAUUUACAAGAUGCAAGUAAUAAACAAGCUGCUGGUAUUGCAAUUGUUGCAUUGGUACUUGUUAUAUCACCAAUAAUUAUAAUAUUGGUUCGUAAUGCAGUUGCAACAAUUCAGAUGUAUGCUGCAAAUCUUGCACAAAAAGCACGAGAAUUAAAACGUGAAAAACGUAAAAGUGAUACAUUGUUAUUUCAAAUGUUACCACCAAGUGUCGCACAGCAACUCAAACAAACGCAGCAGGUACCAGCAGAGUAUUAUGAAAAUGUAACUGUUUAUUUUAGUGAUAUUGUUGGAUUUACAGAAAUUGCUGCUGAAAAUACACCACUUGAGGUUGUAACAUUUUUAAAUUCAAUAUAUAAAUUAUUUGAUGCACGAAUUGAGUGCUAUGAUGUUUACAAAGUUGAAACAAUUGGUGAUUCUUAUAUGGUAGCAUCUGGUUUACCAGUUAAAAAUGGUGAUAAACAUGUAUCUGAAAUAGCAACAAUGGCACUUGAUUUAUUAGCAGCAUCAUCUGUAUUUCAAGUACCAAAAAGACCUGGUGAAAGAUUACAAAUACGUAGUGGUGCACAUACUGGACCAGUUGUUGCUGGUAUUGUUGGAAGUAAAAUGCCACGUUAUUGUUUAUUUGGUGAUACAGUUAAUACAGCAUCAAGAAUGGAAUCAACUGGUGAAGCAUUACGUAUUCAUAUAUCACUUGAAAUGAAAAAAGCACUUGAUGUUGUUGGUGGUUUUAAAAUUGAACAUCGUGGUCUUGUUGAUGUCAAGGGAAAAGGUUUAAUGGAUACAUAUUGGCUUGAAUGUAAAGAUGGUGGUAUUGCACGUGCUGCUGAAUUAGAUUUACCAACAUUUUUUGAAGAUGUACGUCCAGUAUUUAUGCGUCGUUUACGUGAAGAAGAUGCACUUUGAUGUGAACCAUAUUCCCGUA